CAUUUCCGCUCCCUCCCCCAUGUUGUUGCUGUCAACAGGGAGUGCAGCUUUACAGUAACUCGGAGCACAGUCAGUUAGGCAGCCGAGCACUCCUGGCCUGAACCAUGAACCAGACUGACCCCAGCUCCUUAGAGACAGGCCAGGCUAAGUCAGAUCUUACACACCAGAGCGACCAGAAGCAGACGCCACAGGCCAGCAUGUCCAGUAAAGGCCCUCCGGGAGAGUCAGUGUUGAGGAAAACGACCUCAAGGGUUUUUGACCAAGAGGAGCUGCUUGGGGCUUUGAUGCCAACCUUGGAGGCUUUGUACCAACAGGACCCUGAGUGCCUUCCUUUCCGUACGCCUGUGAACCCAGAGUUUCUGGGAAUUCCUGACUACUUCGACAUCAUCAAGAACCCCAUGGAUCUGUCGACCAUUUUUAAAAAGUUGGACACAGGGCAGUACAAGGAGCCAUGGCAGUAUGUCGAAGACGUCUGGCUGAUGUUCAACAAUGCCUGGCUGUAUAAUCCAAAGACCUCUCGGGUCUACAAGUACUGCACCAAACUGGCCGAGGUGUUUGAGUUUGAGAUCGAUUAUGCUAUGCGGUCCCUGGGCUACUGCUGUGGGAGGAAGUACACGUUUUCUCCCCGUACUACUCCCUGCGAUCACAACAGGUAAGAAAGAGCCUUUAGGAUAAACCUGCUAUUACACAUCACGAUUCCGUUUUGAACAAUUCAACAAC
Cyprinodon variegatus (sheepshead minnow) is the source of this 720-nucleotide messenger RNA. Its product is annotated as histone acetyltransferase p300-like. The record is from RefSeq and is a predicted model, not a curated record. Bases 105 to 656 code for a protein of 183 amino acids. NCBI's taxonomy places the organism in Eukaryota, Metazoa, Chordata, Actinopteri, Cyprinodontiformes, Cyprinodontidae. Gene Ontology annotation, molecular function: protein binding. The transcript is spliced from 4 exons.